GUAAAACACAUCCCCGAAUUCUAUUUCCGGGUCACGUCUAAGCUACAUUUGCCCAUUAAUAGAGCUUCAAAACCAGCAUUUGUUGCGACAUUCUAAAUAUCAACACGUUUAUUUGUUUGCCAUGUACCACAAACCCGUGUUGAAGAACCGGCGCACUCUGUUGGAGAGGGCCGAGAAGUUCAUUUCUGAUAUUUAUUUCACAGACUGCAACCUGCGAGGACGGCUAUAUGGAGACUCUCACCCGCUGGAAUCUCUCGGCUCGUUUAUGUCCUCCAAACGGAUAACAUUCUCAGAAGCGCAAACGCAGAGUUUCAGCCCUUAUAAACUUGGUGAUAGUUUUGGACCAACAUGGUGGACGUGUUGGUUUAAAGCAGCCUUGAAAGUCCCUGUUUCCUGGACAGGAAAAGAGGUCCAUCUUCUGUGGGACAGCGAUGGAGAGGCGAUGGUCUGGAGGGAUGGGCAGCCAGUUCAGGGUCUGACGAAAGAAGGUGAAAAGACAAGUUACGUCCUUUCUGACUGUCUCACAGAGGAGGAGACACACAGACUGGACAUCUAUGUGGAGCUGGCUUGUAAUGGCCUUUUUGGAGCCGGUCAAGGCUCAAUGAUUGCAGCUCCAGACGCGAACAGGACUUUCACGGUGCGAAAGGCGGAGCUAGUGGUAUUAAACAGAGAUGUGAGGGAACUGCUCACUGAUUUUGACAUGCUGAUUGACAUCGUCAAGGUACAGUCAUUUUUCUUUGAAACCAAAGCCAGCCAAAAAGCCAAAUGUAAACAAUUCACUUUUUUGUCUUUUUUUUUUUUGAAGGAAUUGGGUGAGAGUGAGCAGCGGAGCUUCCAAGCGCUCUUCACUGUCAAUGAAAUGGUUAACGUGAGCAACCCGGCUGAUCCCAACUCUUUUGACAAGGCACGCGCUCUGGCUCACAAGUUCUUCAGCCAGCGCAACGGCCAAAGCCAACAUACUGCGCAUGCCAUGGGCCACUGCCACAUAGAUUCAGCUUGGCUGUGGCCUUAUGAAGAAACCAUUCGCAAGUGCGGUCGAAGCUGGGUGACCGCGAUCCGUCUCAUGGAAAAGAAUCCGGAGUUUGUCUUUACUUGUUCCCAGGCCCAGCAGUUUGAGUGGGUCAAGAGCUGGUACCCGGGACUCUUCUCAGAGAUUCAACGUUACGUCAAGACGGGGCAGUUCGUUCCGGUCGGAGGGACGUGGGUGGAGAUGGAUGGCAAUCUCCCCUCAGGAGAAUCCAUGGUAAGGCAGUUCCUACAGGGCCAGCGUUAUUUUGAGCAAGAAUUUGGAAAGAGGUGCAAAGAGUUCUGGCUUCCAGAUACAUUUGGCUACUCGGCGCAACUCCCUCAGAUCAUGCAGGGUUGUGGAAUUUCCAAUUUUUUAACACAGAAACUCAGUUGGAACCUCGUGAACACCUUUCCACAUAGCACAUUUUUCUGGGAAGGACUUGAUGGCUCCAAGGUCUUGACUCACUUCCCACCUGGAAAUUCAUAUGAAAUGAAGGGCAAGGUGGAAGACCUUGUAAAAACCGUCCAGCAAAACAAGGACAAAGGCAGAGCCAACCACAGCGCCGUGUUAUUUGGAUUUGGUGACGGGGGCGGCGGCCCCACGCAGUUGAUGCUGGAUAGGCUCAGACGGGUCCAGGACACAGAUGGACUUCCCAAGGUUCACAUGUCCUCUCCUGACAAGCUCUUUUCUCAGCUUUGGGCAGACUCACAUCUGCUGUGCACUUGGACCGGUGAACUUUUCCUCGAGCUGCACAAUGGCACGUACACCACACAAGCACAGAUCAAGCGUGGCAACCGCCAGUGUGAAACGCUCCUGCAUGAUGUUGAGAUGGCUAGCAGCUUGGCAAUGUGUCGUGAUCCAACUUUUCAAUAUCCUGUGGUGAAGCUGCAGGAGCUCUGGAGGCUUCUGCUACUGAACCAGUUCCAUGAUGUCAUCCCAGGCAGCUGUAUCGAGAUGGUUGUGGAGGAUGCACUGAGGUAUUAUGAAGAUAUCAAGAGAGCCGGUGCUGCUCUCCUGCAAGAUGGUCUGGGAGGCCUCAUGUCAAAGGGCGAGGCCACAGGAGUCUUCAACUCUCUGCCGUGGGAGCGACUUGAAGUCCUCCAGAUUCAAGAUGGCCACAGUAAACACGAUUUAGCUCUGGUGAGAGUUCCUAGCAUCGGUGUCGCUCCUGUUCAACACACAAAGCCUGCGACUCCAGUCUGUGUCGCUGUCCAGGCUGACGGCAGUGUCCUGAUGGAAAACGGGAUCGUACGAGCUGUCGUGAAUAAAGACGGCACAUUGACAUCAUUGUGUUUGAUCUCUGGAAACAGGGAAGCCAUUCCGGAUGGCUGCGGCGGUAACCAGUUUGUCAUGUUUGAUGAUGUCCCUUUGUACUGGGACGCUUGGGAUGUAAUGGAUUACCAUCUUCAAACAAGGAAGCCAGUGGUGGAGGUCCUGCGGUCUGCCCAUGUGCUGUCAUCACAUGAGCUCAGAGGAAGCGUGGGCUUCACGCUCAGGAUCAGCGAUGAGAGCACAGUCACACAGGAGAUCGUGAUGGAUUCCAUGUGUCCAUAUAUUAAGUUCAACACGCAGGUGGAUUGGGCUGAGUCGCACAAAUUUCUGAAGGUUGAAUUCCCAGUGCGAGUGCGGAGCCCCAACGCUACGUAUGAGAUCCAGUUCGGACAUCUGCAGAGACCCACGCACAGGAAUACAUCAUGGGACUGGGCCAAAUUUGAAGUAUGGGGCCACAAAUGGGCCGAUUUAUCAGAGCACAAUUUUGGAGUUGCUCUGCUCAAUGACUGCAAAUAUGGCUAUUCGGUCCAUAAGAACACCAUGACCCUCUCUUUGUUGAGGGCACCAAAAGCGCCGGAUGCCAACGCCGAUAUGGGCACACAUAAUUUCACCUAUGCGAUCAUGCCACACACAGGGUCCUUCCAAGAUGCCGCAGUCAUUCAGUGUGCAUACAACCUCAACUAUCCUUUGCGGUUAGCGUCGUGUUCCCCAGAAACUGCUCCAUGGAGUGCCUUUUCCAUCAGUCCAAGCAGUGUCAUCCUUGAGACCGUAAAACAGGCUGAGGACAAGAAAGGAGCCCUCGUCGUCCGAAUGUACGAGGCUCACGGCGGCGGCGUGACCGCAACCCUCCGCAUGAUGCUCCCGGUCAAGGAGGCCUGGCAUUGUAAUCUUCUCGAGCAAAUUGACACUACUAAGCCAGCACAUGUGACUGAAGAUGGCAUCACUCUUGACUUCAGCCCCUUUCAAGUCAGAUCACUUCUGCUUGUUGUGAAUGCAUAAUGUUGAUUUGGAAAGUCGUUGAUCGAACCGCUUAAUUAUUGAUACGAAGAUACAUUGAAACUUCCAAAAACGAAGAUCGUAAAGGUGGUACUAUUUGGAAUUGACGGGACAGCAGGGUUGCCUUGUGGCGAUCCUGUCGGCCUUUGGGGUUCAAAUCUUAGCCGGAGUCCUCAUGAGCCUUCCACUUUUAAAACAUCGAAAUUGUCCAUGGAUGUGAAUGGUUGUUUUUCUUAUGUGACCAGCGGUUGGCUCUACGGUGGUUGCCCCAAAGUCAACUGGCAUAAGCUUCAGCAACAAGCGGGAUUGAAAAUGGAUGGCUGCCUUGACGGUUGCCAAAAAAUAAAAAGAAAUGUAUGCCUCAUACCAGAUGUCUUAUGACUUCCACAAUUCAAAACCUCGAAUUAUAUUUUACAUUCUGUCAAGGCUAAGUGGCUACCUCAACAAAUAAUGGACACAAUUAAUAAUGAAGACCAACAUAAUGAAGCUGGGAAUAGAAAUGUGUGAUAAAAAGAUUUCAUGAAUGAAUUGUAAUUGUUUUUUAUUAUUAAAAAGAUACAAAAAAAUUAAAAUAGUGUUUCAAAAUCCAGUGA
This is a messenger RNA of Hippocampus zosterae (dwarf seahorse), 3870 nucleotides long. It is a transcript of the gene man2c1, whose product is annotated as mannosidase, alpha, class 2C, member 1. NCBI's taxonomy places the organism in Eukaryota, Metazoa, Chordata, Actinopteri, Syngnathiformes, Syngnathidae. Gene Ontology annotation, biological process: oligosaccharide catabolic process; mannose metabolic process. The record is from RefSeq and is a predicted model, not a curated record. The transcript has 25 exons. Gene Ontology annotation, molecular function: alpha-mannosidase activity; carbohydrate binding. Bases 122 to 3280 code for a protein of 1052 amino acids.